UGUUGCAUCCCUCCGCAUCGAGGUCACCACCUUUAAAUAAAAGAUACCGAUCUCUGUCAUCAAACAUGUUUUCAUAUUCUGGUUCUCCUCAGAAGGUUCCUCCUCACCCUAUCACACCUCAGACUCCUUACUCCAACAAGCUCCUCUCUAAUCUACCAGCAUCUUCCGAUUCCAAACUUUUCUCAGCGUCUUCACUUGCAAAACCCUCCCUUGCAUCACUACUAAAAGUCCAGCCGACACGCAACGAAGCUGCAGCGUCCCGCCAGCCCAGACGACCUGCUGCUUCCCCUCUUCCCCAGACCACAGGGCCGCUGUUUGAGCAUCACCCCUUCAUCGUCACCUGGAACAUCCCCGAUUUAGUGUGCAACAGAUACAACGUUUCACUGGACACCUCUGUCUUUAAAGGAGUGGCUACACCUGCUAAGGUUCCAGGUCAGUUUCUGUCUCUGUUCUACACAGACAGACUGGGUUUUUACCCUCAUGUCAACCUCAGAAGUAAAAGAAAGCUUUACGGUGGCAUCCCUCAGAGAGGGAACCUCAGAGCGAGUGUGAACAAAGCCAGAGCGGACAUCAGCUUCUACAUCCCCUCCACGACCACCAGAGGCCUGGCUGUAAUAGACUGGGAGGAAUGGCGCCCCCUGUGGGACAGAAACUGGGGCAUAAAGAAAGUGUAUCAGACCUUGUCGGUGGCUCACGCGUUGCAGGCGAACCGCUCCCUCACAGUGCAGGAGGCCACAGAGGCCGCCAAGCAGCAGUUCCAGGAGGCAGCGAAAAGCUACAUGUCAGGGAUGUUGUCAGUGGGCAGGACCAUGAGGCCCAACUAUCUUUGGGGCUUCUAUCUGUUUCCCAACUGCUAUAACUACGGCUGGCAGGAGUCCCACUACACGGGCCAGUGCUCCAGGGAAGUGAGGAGGCAGAACGACGAGCUGCUGUGGCUGUGGGACUCCAGCACGGCCCUCUUCCCCUCCGUGUACCUGCAGGCGUCUCUGGCAGACAGUCCCAAAGCUGCCCUGAUGGUGAGGAACCGGGUCCAGGAGGCUUUGAGAGUAUCUGCUCUUGCCAGAUGGAGCGCGACUGCACCUGUGUAUGUUUACACUCGUCCUGUCUUUGUUGAUCAGAACAGACGCUUUCUGAGCCAGGGGGAUCUGAUCAGCACCAUCGGGGAGAGUGCAGCGGUGGGAGCUGCUGGAGCAGUGCUGUGGGGCGCCAGCGCCGACUACGAUGACCAGAGUUCCUGUGAAGCCCUGUCAUCCUACCUCACCUCCACCCUCAACCCCUACGUCGCCAACGUCACGGCGGCGGCGCAGCUCUGCAGCAAAUACCUGUGCCGAGGCAACGGCCGCUGUGUCCGGAAAAGCUACAAGUCCAGUCACUACCUCCACCUGGACCCGGGCAGCUUCAGGGUGCUGCGAGUUCAGAAACGCUACCUGGUUUUAGGAAGGCCCAGCCUGGCAGAGCUGAAGGCUUUAAGCAAGAGUUUCACCUGCCAGUGCUACAAGGGACUGAGCUGCAGCCCGAGGACGCUCACAGAGCUCUCAAAGGCCCUGAAGUUCAGCAACAAGCAAGGGCCGUACUAUAAAUUAAACUCUCUGACUAAAGCCGCAUUAGACAAUAAGCAGCAGGCAAGUAUUCCUCAAGAUAAUCUAAAAAUCUGAAGGAUUAUUAGUUUACUAGUUGUGUAGGGUAGGGGUGUCAAGCACAUUUUAGUCCAGGGGCCACAUACAGUCCAAUGUUGUCCUGACCAAAUAGUGCCACAAUAACCUUUAAAUUUAAACUUUUUGUACCCUAUUGAGGAUGUGCUGUUGCAAUAGUAACCUCCUCAUGUGAGGUUGAUUGAACUGAAACUGUUCAGUGAGCACUGUCUUCCGUUCUAUGUAGUGUAUAUAAAGCCUAGCGACGACUGACUGAAUUUGUGAAGGGCAGUCACUGUGCUCGGCCUACAACUGCAUUAUUCCCGGCAAUAAUUUGCAUAUGAUUUGACUGCGUAUGUAAAAUAAAAGGGGAAAAAACAAGGGUGUAAUAGAGAGAC
This is a messenger RNA of Salarias fasciatus (jewelled blenny), 2029 nucleotides long. Its product is annotated as hyaluronidase-1-like. Gene Ontology annotation, molecular function: hyalurononglucosaminidase activity. The transcript is spliced from 7 exons. The coding region runs from base 66 to 1655 and encodes 529 amino acids. Gene Ontology annotation, cellular component: acrosomal vesicle. The record is from RefSeq and is a predicted model, not a curated record. Lineage: Eukaryota; Metazoa; Chordata; Actinopteri; Blenniiformes; Blenniidae. Gene Ontology annotation, biological process: hyaluronan catabolic process; carbohydrate metabolic process.